CCUGGGUUUAAAAAAAGAAAAAAGAGAACUUUUCCUUCCAGGAAGCUUAAUUGACACCGGCAAAAAGGACGCCAUUCAACUUUUUUUCGUAUGUAUUCUUUAUACAUAAAUCAAUGUAAUAGAACCCUCGCAAAUAAUAUCGUUACUCCUCAGGGUACUUGCCCACUGUGUGAAGCGACACUGCUUAUUAGAUCUUUUUUCUAUGUGGCCAUGAAUAUCCGUGGUUACACGAAUUACGCUGAUUGGCCCGGUAUCGACGCAGGGCCACCACCACACACAUCCAGCCCGAAUUUCCCAGCGGCUUAUGCGGUCUAACGAUUAGAUUUGUAUUCAUCAACGACAUCCAAGAAAU
Molecule: messenger RNA, 352 nt
Organism: Radiomyces spectabilis
Lineage: Eukaryota; Fungi; Mucoromycota; Mucoromycetes; Mucorales; Radiomycetaceae
Exons: 1
Coding region: 91-315 (74 amino acids)
Source: RefSeq, a predicted model, not a curated record